Naegleria lovaniensis is the source of this 960-nucleotide messenger RNA. RefSeq lists its product as uncharacterized. Gene Ontology annotation, biological process: small GTPase-mediated signal transduction. The transcript has 3 exons. Bases 1 to 960 code for a protein of 319 amino acids. The record is from RefSeq and is a predicted model, not a curated record. Gene Ontology annotation, molecular function: GTP binding; protein binding; GTPase activity. Lineage: Eukaryota; Heterolobosea; Eutetramitea; Acrasida; Naegleriidae.
AUGACCACUGACAGAACCGCUGGUUCAUUUGUCGAUCUCAACGAAGAUGUGUUGAUCAAUAUUUUGUCCUUCAUUCCGACCAAUCACCUCUUUCAAGUUCAGACAGUAAACAAAGUAUUUUCGAAAAUUUCGGAACAUGAUAUGUUGUGGAAACGAUUUUACAAGGAAGAACUUGCACUCUUACACAACUUGGGAGUAAAAGACGAUCCAGUCCAAUCCAAUUUUAAAAAACAUUUAAAACAAAUCUAUGAAAGAACAAUUUCUCAAAUCGAGGCAAAAUUAACGAAACAACUAGUUUCAACAACUAAACACAAGAACAUUUAUUAUUCCAAAGAUGAAAUUUUGAAUUAUGAGCCACAGCAAGACCUUCAGAAAGAUCGUUUUCGUAUCGUCAUCACCGGCGAUGGUUGUAUUGGAAAAACAUCCAUGUUCAUUAAGUUUGCAACUGGCAAGUUCCCUGAUGAAUAUAUUCCAACAGUGUUUGACCAUUAUGUGAUGCAAUCAAAAUGGAAUUCAAAAUAUGCUUUGGAGUUAGUAGAUACUGAAAGUCAAGACUAUGAGCGAUUAAGACCUUUAGCUUAUUUAAAUUCAGAUCUGUGUUUCAUUGCAUUUUCUUGUCUCGAUACCUUUCACAAUGGUCAAUCGUUUAUAAAUGUUGCAGAGAAAUGGAUUGCAAGUUAUAGCCACUUUGCCCCUCAGGGUCGAAUGAUUCUCGUUGCAACCAAAUGUGAUUUAAGAAAUAAUACUAAACUCAAGAAAGAAAUGUUGUUUAAAAGAGGAAUUAGAGCUAUUAGUGUUGAACAAGGUGAAUUAAUGGCACAACAGAUGGGAUGUAUCACCUAUAUUGAAACUAGUGCCAAAGAUGGCAUUGGUUUUGAUCGUUUGGAUGAGCUUGUGUUGAAAUCGAUUGCAAUACCUCUUCGAGCCAAUGAACACAAGAAGAAUUGUUUUUUGCAAUAA